CUCAGUUCCCCCUUCUAAAACGCUGCGAAAAAGAAAAACGUCAAAAUUCAGAUUCAAACACAGAGAGAGAGAGAGAGACGCCAUAUCCGUCCGUUUCCGUCGAUCACGUGCUCCACUCCCCCAUCGUCCAAUUAUCAUGUGACCCUCUCUGCUCUCCUCCGUACUCCCUCUCUCUCUCUCUCUAUAGUUGCUUUUCUUUUUUACUUGCUUCAGUUUACUACCGUCUCUCUUUCUCACUGUUUCUUGGCUUCACUGCUUCUUCUGGCUGCUGCUGCUGCUGCUUCUGCUUCACAAGGAGCAGAGUAGAGAAAGAAAAGGUUGCAUUGCCGCCAAAGUCUUCAGAGAAUCGUGUCGGAGUUUUCUUUUUCGGUUACAGAAAUACUCCAAACAUUAGUUGAAUCGUCCAUGGCAGUCUAGGGUUAGAGAAAUAGAAAGAACAGCCUUCUUCUAUGUAGCUAAGCAUGGGCUGCUUACAGUCCAAAACCAGCAAUGUUCAAUCUCCUGACGAGGAAUCCUUACAGGCUGACAAACCAGAUCUAGCGAAUGGAGAUCAGGCGGAACAAGAUCAAGUUCCGGCAUUUAAGGAGUUUAAUCUGACCGAACUUCGAACGGCAACCAAUGGAUUUAACACCAAUAAUAUCGUGUCAGAGAGCGGAGAGAAAGCUCCCAAUGUUGUUUACAAAGGAAAGCUUGAGAACAAUCGGUUAGUUGCCGUGAAACGCUUUUCCAAACAGUCGUGGCCCGACGCUCAGCAGUUCGUUGGGGAGGCGGCGGGAGUUGGGAAGGUUCGACAUAAGAGAUUGGUGAAUCUGAUAGGUUGCUGCGCUGAGGGUGACGAGCGCCUCUUGGUAGCUGAAUACAUGCCCAAUGAUACUUUGUCUAAACAUCUCUUCCAUUGGGAUAAGCAACCAUUGCCAUGGGAAAUGCGUUUACGGGUUGCAUAUUAUAUUGCACAGGCACUUGAUCAUUGCAAUUCAGAGAACCGGAAACUCUAUCAUGAUCUGAAUGCUUAUAGAGUUCUCUUUGAUGAGGACGGGGACCCUCGUUUAUCUAGCUUUGGCCUUAUGAAAAAUAGCCGUGAUGGUAAAAGCUAUAGUACAAACUUGGCAUAUACACCACCAGAGUUUUUGCGGACAGGCAGAGUUAUCCCAGAGAGUGUAAUCUACAGCUAUGGAACAGUUCUAUUGGACCUUUUGAGUGGGAAGCACAUCCCUCCAAGCCAUGCAUUAGAUUUAAUAAGGGGGAAAAAUGUAUUGUUAUUGAUGGAUUCAUCCUUGGAAGGGCAAUAUGUCAAUGAAGAUGCUACGAAGCUGGUUGAACUUGCUUCGAGAUGUCUCCAGUCUGAGGCUAGGGAUCGACCUAAUACCAAGUUUCUUCUUACAGCAGUAGCCCCCCUCCAAAAGCAGAUAGAAGUAGCAUCACAUGUUUUAAUGGGUCUGGCCAAAAGUACAGCGCCUCUGCCAACUACCCUGCUCUCUCCACUUGGAAAGGCUUGUGCAAGGAUGGAUCUUACGGCUGUGCAUGAUAUUUUGCUCAAAACAGGUUACAAGGAUGAAGAGGGUGCUGAAAAUGAGCUAUCAUUUCAAGAAUGGACUCAACAAGUGCAAGAGAUGUUGAAUACAAAGAAAUUUGGGGAUAUUGCAUUUAGGGACAAGGAUUUCAAGAGUGCCAUUGAUUAUUAUUCUAAGUUGGUAGUGAUGAUGUCUGUGCCUUCUGCUACUGUAUUUGCAAGGCGAGCCCUUUCCUACUUGAUGAAUGGUCAACCGGAGCUUGCAUUGCGGGAUGCCAUGCAAGCUCAGGUAUGCAUGCCCGAGUGGCCCACUGCCUUCUACUUGCAGGCUCUCGCCCUCUCUAAGCUUGGAAUGGAGACUGAUGCUCAAGACAUGCUCAAUGAUGGUGCUGCAUUUGAAGCAAAGAAACAAAACAGUUGGCGUGGCUAAGGUUUGGGCCGGAUGAUGAACCAUGAUCUCCCUCACAGUCUGCCUUCUGUCACUACCAUGAUAUUAUAGAGGAUUGAGGUGCGAGUCCCUUGCAAUUGGACACAAAAAAACAAAAAAGAAUUGGUCCGAAUUUUGUCAGUUAUUGCUGCUGGUCUCUACUCCUUAUGUUGGGCGACAGAGAUUCAGAGAGAGCAAUGUAUAGAAUAUUCUUGGGAGAUGAAAAUAAUCAAGUAGUGAAUUAUCAAGACAGGUAGAUGAUCAAUCAUAUUGGUAGAAAAGAUGAUAAAUCACACUGACUGCCGCUCUCACUUGUGUCUUGAGGGAGGUGGGAGUUCGCUGUGAAGCAGAAAAGUUGGAAGAGGUUUUGUAUAUUUUGAUAAGAAGAAACUUCAAAUGCUUUUAAAUAUUGAAACAGAAGCUGCAAGAUUCUGGACUUCAGACAUCAUGACAUUGGAAAUUUUCACAUUUCCCAUUCUCGUGUACUGGAAAUCAUUAGUCUCCUUCGGGGUUAUUCAAGCCCUGGUUGUCUGAUCCGCUGCCAGUGUAGCUGGAAGAUGUAAGUUCUCUAAUCUAUGAUUAAAGCACCUAACUCAAUCGAUCAAUUUAGCCA
Messenger RNA from Nelumbo nucifera (sacred lotus), 2550 nucleotides. RefSeq names its product serine/threonine-protein kinase BSK2-like. Gene Ontology annotation, molecular function: ATP binding; protein kinase activity; protein binding. The record is from RefSeq and is a predicted model, not a curated record. Lineage: Eukaryota; Viridiplantae; Streptophyta; Magnoliopsida; Proteales; Nelumbonaceae. Gene Ontology annotation, biological process: protein phosphorylation; brassinosteroid mediated signaling pathway.